CAUGGAUAUUAUGACCCUCGCCGGGUUGAAUCAGAUCUUGGUAUUAUAUGAAAUCGGGCUCAGAACGACAAUGACUGACGGUUAGCCAUGCAGGUUCGUACAGGCUGCAACUUCGUUUGGGAAGAGUCUCUGCUUUCAACUCCCUGCGGUUGUAGAUCAUGGAAGUGAGUUUCUCUAGAUGGAACUCCGAUAGCCCGAUAGCUGACUUAAAUAGUCACGGUUGUUGUGUCGCCUUUACUGAGUUUGAUGAUGAAUCAAGUAGAGGCUUUACGAGCUGCCGGCAUCAACGCCAACUCGUUAAACAGUAAUACACCUCUCGCGGAAAGGGAUCGCAUCCUCAGUGACCUAAAAACCGGACACCCCACCACCCGGCUCCUUUAUGUUACUCCUGAGCUAUGUGCAACGGAUCGCUUUCGAGAUCGACUUCAUAUCGUCUACGAACAGCGAGAAUUAGCCCGCAUUGCCAUUGACGAGGCGCACUGCAUCUCCGAAUGGGGCCAUGACUUUCGAAAAGACUUUAAGCGGCUAUCUUGGUUCAGGGAAUCAUUCCCUGAGGUGCCCAUCAUGUGUCUCACGGCUACAGCCAACGACCAGGUCCGCAAUGAUGUAUUGCAAACCCUAGGCCUAAAUUCAGAACCAGAGCGCCUAAAAUCAUUCACCAUGACCGCAUAUCGACCAAACCUUCAUUUCGAAAUUCGCUAUACAUGUGAUGAGGAUGACCAUCGGUUAGAAGAUUUCCUGAAAUGGAUUCGGGGAGUGUAUGAGCGAAGAGCGCAGGAACCUCGAAAGACGGAGCUAGCGGCACUCGAAGAAAGACCUGAUAAUGUCCCUGGAAUUAUUUACACCAUAUCGCGCGAUGAAUGCCAGAACCUUGCCGCUCAACUCCGCCAGGAAGGCAUCGGUGCACAGCCAUUCCACGCAAAACUAUCCAAGGAGGUCAAAGAACAAACCCUAGCGAAAUGGGUAUCGAACGAGCCCGGCUUCGACGUAAUCGUAGCUACAACAGCAUUCGGCAUGGGAAUUGACAAGGACAAUGUACGUUUCGUCGUGCACUGGAGACUUCCCAAGUCCUUCGAGGGAUACUAUCAGGAAGCAGGCAGGGCCGGGCGGGAUGGCAACGCGUCCUACUGCUUUCUAUAUUACAGUCGCGAAGACAGAGAUCGGGUUUGUAAUCUGAUUAUGCGCGACCGCGAGUCUAAGAGCUCAAACUGGGAAGCGAGAGCUUCAAGUGUGAGGGCAUUGGCCGAGUACUGUGAGAAUAUCACGACUUGCCGUCACAAGCUGAUCUGCAACUACUUUGGAGAAAGCGACACCCCGGUGUGUGACUAUGCAUGUGAUUAUCACAAGGAUAGUGCAGACCUUCAGCGCCGAUUCAUGCGUGGCCUUGCGAGUGAGGAGUGGGUCAGCACACAACGGCAGGAAGGCCUCUUGGAUGCAGACUGGGAUGAAUGAUCGAUACCCCUAUGGCACCAUGUUUUUGCCUAUGAAAUCACACUGCGCUGUCUGCUGCAAGUGAAGAUAAGUCUGAAUCAUGACAAGUUAUGAGCCUACCACUUCCUGCUAUUAGCCAUGCACGUGGAACGGAUGUAAUCGAAUUGGGCAAGUCGUUGAAGAUCCUGACAUGCAAGACAAUGCUUUAACAUGAACCGUCUGCCAAUCGGCCAUCUUUGCAUU
Xylaria bambusicola is the source of this 1674-nucleotide messenger RNA. RefSeq names its product RecQ family ATP-dependent DNA helicase. Gene Ontology annotation, molecular function: four-way junction helicase activity; ATP binding; 3'-5' DNA helicase activity. The record is from RefSeq and is a predicted model, not a curated record. Bases 247 to 1452 code for a protein of 401 amino acids. Lineage: Eukaryota; Fungi; Ascomycota; Sordariomycetes; Xylariales; Xylariaceae. Gene Ontology annotation, biological process: double-strand break repair via homologous recombination. The transcript has a single exon. Gene Ontology annotation, cellular component: cytoplasm; chromosome.